Molecule: messenger RNA, 2386 nt
Organism: Pelodiscus sinensis (Chinese soft-shelled turtle)
Lineage: Eukaryota; Metazoa; Chordata; Testudines; Trionychidae
Cellular component (GO): extracellular region
Molecular function (GO): growth factor activity; cytokine activity
Source: RefSeq, a predicted model, not a curated record
UUACCCCUCUUCAAUUAUAGCUAGAAGACAAAACACAAGGAGCCAGCAAAAGACUGCAUUUUUUUCUCUAAAACUUUGUUUACUCAUAGACCCGCCAUGAGCAUUAUUUCUCUGUUUUUAGGACUCAGCUCUGGAUUGCUGUUAAUGUUUUGUUCUCACUUCCCAGAGGCAGGGAAAUGCCAGCUUAUCUGGGGAACAGAUGAACAGUUAAGCAAGGCCAUCCUGGAAAUGCUACAUAUCAAUAAGUUAUCCACACCUCUCAGGACCAAGCCUCACCACUACAUGAAGUUAGUCUAUCACCUACGAAACCCACCAGCUACCAGUGACUUUUCAAACAGUGAAGGGACUCUUGUACAGAGUUUCAGGAGCAUCCAAGAUCCAGAGUUUGGCAUUCCAGGAUGGCUAUGGUUCAAUAUUUCUUACCUGAAACCUUCCAUGAGACUUGAGGAAUUAGUUCUUCUCAGGAAGACUCUACACCCAGAAUCACUGACAGUAAACGUUACUGUGCAUAGCAUCUCCAUGGUCCAGGGAAAUCUCACAGAAAGCGAUGCCUUAGAUGAGAAAGUGUUGGCAUUGGAUGAGCUCCCGCCAUCUGGUUACGACGUCUUUAACAUUUCAGCCAUUUUGAAUGAGACCAUCUCAGAUGUCAUAGGCUUUCAGCUACGAUUCACAGACGACAGUGGCAGCUUGGUUCUCCAUGAAGCUCUGACUAAGAGCCUGUACUGUUUGAACAGAUGCACCCAGAGUGAGCCUUUACUGGUGGCUUAUCGCUUCCUGGUGACUGAGCUGUAUGGUGGAAGUAAACAGCAGGCUGCUGGAGAAUGUCAACAUUGUGCUACAGAGAGACGAAGAAACUUGCCAGAAGAUUCCACACUAGAACAGUGCAGCCUUCACCAGCACUUCGUGAACUUUCAGACAAUACAACUGAGCCAUUGGAUUCUGGAGCCUCCUGGCUUCUUCACAAGUUUUUGCAAAGGAGAAUGCUUCAAUGAAGAAUCCAGAGAGCUCUCUGAAGCACAUCAAGGUGUAAUAAAUAAGACAGAAAACUGGACGAGUUUCCACUGUGUGCCCCAGAAGCGAUCUUCCAUUAAUGUGAUGUACUUAUCUCAUUCAGAAGAGCUUGUAAUUGAAAGGCUGAAGGAUCUGCGAACAGAAAAUUGUGCAUGUAAACACAUGCUUUGAUAAAGUGUAGGUCUCUAGCCAUCCCUACAGAAUUGCAGUCUUUGUCGCUACAGAACGGGAACUUCGGAGAUUCAGGAUAUUAAAAUGUAACUCUAUAAUCUUUGAGAUGCCCUGUUCCACUGUAAAGAGUCAGUUAGAUGUGUAGAUAGCAGUCUGUUCACAGCAGAUAACCAACAAACCAAAGUAGCAAAGAAGGGGUUCAGCAAUUACAUAUAAGCUAUAGUUAAUUAGUUUAACCAAGGAGAUUGUCAAACUCACAAUACAACAUUGUCACUACAUUAUAUUGAAAUUACCUUUUGUGUGGACUACUGUGGCAUGCAAUUGGAAAUAAAUAUAUUUCCUGUCAUCUUUAUCAGUAUUUUUUCCAAACAAAAAGGAGAAUCCUCAGCCUUUUUCAACAUUACAUUUAAAAGCCUCAUUAUGUACUGGGGAGUGACCAUUGUUCCAUGAAUAAUUGAAAGAUGCCAUGGUAUAAUACAACAGGAUUUACUAUAAAGUGUCAUUGUUAAAGUAUUUCCUUUCCAGAAGGGCCCCUCUGUUGCGUUGUGCUUUGCAACAGCCAUCCAUACCACUAACCACUCUCAUCUGAUCCAGGCUCCUCAAUUUAGAUGGAUUAAGCAUUUAGUAAGUACCCCAUUAAUCCCUUUCUGCAAUUUACAUAUACAGAUUCAUCAGACUAUAUGGUCUGAUACUAUAUCAUUUAACACAUUGAGAAAUCUUCCUAAGAAUGGAUUCUAUUCCUGGCUAAGUAAAUAGUUACUAAAUCAUUUGGAAACACUGUUUUUCACAUAACUGAUUUUCACAAUUAAAUUGUGACAUUUCCUAGAUGUGCUAAUAAUGUGUUCUGUGUAUCAGACUUUGUUUAGAUAAAAUACUUCAAGGUGUUAAGCAAAAGGAGUAGAGUUUUUUUGUGGGGAUGUCACUUAUCUUUGAAUUUUCCUGUUCAUUCUAGAGUUCCCUAUAAUCAUUUGUAACUAGUUAUACAUUCUAUUUUUACAAAAACUGGAAAAAAAAACCCAGUAGGACAAGGUGACUGAUGUUUUGCAUUUAUCAUAACUGUAGCACCUUCAACUAUAGCAAGGUUUUUUGUUGGUUUUUUUAAAUUAAAGGUUGCAUUUAGGAAAUAAAUGUAGCCUGUUUGGUGACUGUGGAAGAAAGCAUAUGGCAUUUCAGGGUAUGCUGUUUUUCUGACAAAACCUGAGUU